Fonsecaea nubica is the source of this 759-nucleotide messenger RNA. RefSeq lists its product as hypothetical. The record is from RefSeq and is a predicted model, not a curated record. The transcript is spliced from 4 exons. Bases 1 to 759 code for a protein of 252 amino acids. Lineage: Eukaryota; Fungi; Ascomycota; Eurotiomycetes; Chaetothyriales; Herpotrichiellaceae.
AUGCGACCUCGGCAACCUCCACCCUCCACCCUCCACGUCUUCGACGCCGCGUACGGACCCGUCCCCCUGGAGCCGACCCAGUUUGUCAGCCUCUGCGCGUACUUGUGCCGCCUCCUCCGCUGGGGCUGGCACAUCCAGACCGCCGACACGGACGCCUUCAUCCGUCUUAUACGACGAUGGUUCCUCCAGCAGCCGCGUGGCGGGCAUGGCGAGCGUAUCCUGACGGAGCUGACGUUGCGGGAACUCUGGCGAGACAACCGCUACCUGUUCCUCCGCACCGAGUUGAGCCUGUGCAGCAUCCUGCGCCGAAACACACUUUGGACGGACGCCGCCACCGCUGACCAGGACGUCCCGACAGAGGAAGCCACGUCGACCACUGAUGACCGAGUUCGGAUGGCUGUGAAGGCCCAUUUCGAGCAGGAAUGUGUCCGGUGUCCCUGGCAACAUCGUCCGCGAGCGGACAGGGGGGAAAGGGUGGUGGGCGUCGAGGUAGAUCUGCUAAAAGAGCCUUGCGUCGGCCCUUGCAUGCCUGCCCGACAGAUCCUGGUCGCGAUGCGGUGCAGACCAGGCCCAUACCUCCUAGCCUCAACCGCCCUCCCCUCUCUCGAAGCCAGCGACGUUGCUGCCUGGGAGGACGCCGGCGCGUGUCCCGGUCUGCCGCGUGUCUUUCGCGAACCCAAGACGGCCCUCGCAGGCUCCCACACUGGGCUCGGCGAUUUGUCGCUUGGCGCUCAUACGUCUGCUCCAGAGACGGCGUGA